ACAAGUCACAUUUUAAAACCUAAAGCUUCUUCAUUUCUUCAAGUGACUUCAACUGCUUUGUUCAAAAAAAUCUUCGAUAUGUCAAUGGACCUCGACCCAGAUGAAGUCUUUCGUGACGAUGAAGAUGACCCUGAAAAUGAAUUCUUCAAGGAAAGAGAUGCUAUUAAGGAAUUAUUGGUGUAUCUUGUGGAUGCUUCACCUAAAAUGUUUUCCACUACUUGCCCAACGGAUGAUGAAAAGACUGCAACUCAUUUUCAAGUUGCCAUCAAUUCCAUUGCACAAUCUCUCAGAACUCAGAUUAUUAAUAGGUCUUAUGAUGAAGUUUCUAUAUGCUUCUUUAACACUCGGGAAAAAAAGAACUUGCAGGACCUAAGUGGCGUUUAUGUAUUUAAUGUUCCAGAAAGAGAGGAUCUGGACAGACCAACAGCUAGGCUAAUUAAAGAAUUUGAUCAAAUAGAAGAAAGAUUUGAAAAAGAAAUAGGAAGUAAGUAUGGAAUUGUGCCUGGCUCUCGUGAGAAUUCUCUUUACAAUGCUCUUUGGGUUGCACAAGCCCUUCUCCGUAAAGGAUCUGCAAAAACUGCUGAUAAACGCAUUCUCUUGCUUACAAAUGAAGAUGAUCCUUUUGGUAAUCUCAAAGGUGUCAUAAAAGUGGAUAUGAUGAGGACAACGAUGCAGCGUGCCAAAGAUGCUCAAGAUCUUGGUAUUACAAUUGAGCUUCUUCCACUAAGCCGGCCAGAUGAUGAGUUCAACGUUUCCCUUUUUUAUGCUGAUUUACUUGGUCUGGAGGGUGAUGACCUUGCUCAGUUCAAAGCUCUGAUAGGAGAGAGGUUUGAAGAUCUGAACGACCAGCUAAGGAAACGAAUGUUUAAGAAGCGCAGAGUUCGAAGACUUAGAUUUGCGAUUUUUAAUGGAUUAUCUAUCGAACUUAACACCUAUGCUUUGAUCCGUCCAACUAAUCCAGGGACAAUUACUUGGCUUGAUUCGAUGACUAAUCUUCCUUUGAAGACUGAGAGAUCCUUCAUAUGUGCUGAUACUGCUGCUAUAAUUCAGGAGCCUCCAAAACGCUUUCAGUCUUACAAAAAUGAGAAUGUCAUGUUUUCUGUGGAUGAGCUUUCAGAAGUCAAAAGAGUUUCAACUGGACAUCUUCGUCUGCUGGGCUUCAAGCCAUUGAGCUGCUUAAAGGACUAUCAUAACCUGAAGCCAGCAACUUUUGUCUUUCCCAGUGAUGAGGAAGUGGUUGGAAGCACUUGUCUUUUCGUUGCUCUCCACAGAUCAAUGUUGCGGCUUAAGCGUUUUGCAGUUGCUUUCUAUGGGAAUUCAAGUCAUCCUCAAUUGGUUGCUCUUGUUGCACAAGUAAGACAUUGUGUUUCCCCUCCAAAUCCUUUCGGAUUAUAUGUAGACUAAAUCUGCCUAUUUAUG
Messenger RNA from Solanum tuberosum (potato), 1419 nucleotides. Its product is annotated as ATP-dependent DNA helicase 2 subunit KU70. Gene Ontology annotation, cellular component: nucleus; Ku70:Ku80 complex. NCBI's taxonomy places the organism in Eukaryota, Viridiplantae, Streptophyta, Magnoliopsida, Solanales, Solanaceae. Bases 79 to 1404 code for a protein of 441 amino acids. Gene Ontology annotation, molecular function: telomeric repeat DNA binding; double-stranded DNA binding; damaged DNA binding. The transcript is spliced from 14 exons. The record is from RefSeq and is a predicted model, not a curated record. Gene Ontology annotation, biological process: double-strand break repair via nonhomologous end joining; telomere maintenance.